AUGGCCAGUACUUUCCUCUUCCUCAUGCAGGCCUUCAAGAUUAUUUCUUGGAACUGCAGAGGCUUGAACAACACGGAAACCCAAGAUGCCCUCGUGAGCAUUGUACGUCAACAAAACCCUAGCCUUGUCUUUCUAUCAGAAACUCUAGCCUCACCGGAUCUCCUGACCUCUGUUCGCAGUCGGAUCGGUUUCGAUGGUGUUGUCUGUGCACUGCAAGAAGACGAUUGUUGUGGUUUGGUCUUCUGGCAUAAUGAGGACCCUGUUCUAUUUCGACAUUAUUCUGCUAACCAUAUUGAUGCAGAAGUUGGUAUUCUAGGGUCUCGAGGUGUCUUUCGUUUUACUGGUCUUUAUGGUGUAGCUACAAUUAUGAAUCGUGUUAUCACUUGGAACCUAUUGUGUACCCUGGCCGCUCAGGUUCUUCUGCCAUGGCUUGUUGCUGGCGAUUUCAAUGAGAUCCUCAAUCAUGCGGAUAAAUCGGGAGGUCCGCCUCGCUCUGUAGCACAAAUGGCCCUAUUCCGGCAAGCGUUGGUGGAUUAUGAGUUAAUUGACAUGGGGUUUGUCGGUCCUAGGUUUACCUGGUCUAAUAGGUUUACCGAGGAACGGAUGGAUCGAGCCUGCCAGAAUGUGCAAUGGAGGGAACUUUACCUUUUCUCUAGAUGUAUCACUCUCCCUCUGAGUAGGUCGGAUCACUGCCCUAUUCUCAUUGAAGUGUCUCCUGAGCCAGCUAUUCGGACUCGAACGCCUAAACUAUUUCGCUUUGGGGAGAUGUGGUUACAGCAUAUGGACUGUUUGAACGUGGUUCAGCAAGGGUGGAUGCUUGCAACUAUAGGGGAACUAAUGAUGCAGGUUGGAAGGAAAAUCAAACAGACAGUCAAACUCUUAUUACAUUGGCAUUCUGGAGUGUUCCAACAAAGACAAACUCAGAUGAAGUUGAUUCAGGGCAAACUGGACGUCUUGAUGAAACAGAGUUUCGAGCCAGGUCAUUUUGAUGUACAAAAAGCCCUACAGUUCGACUCAAUGAAUUGCUUUCGACUAAUGAAGCUUAUUGGAGGCAAAGAUCUCGAGACUGGUGGUUCUGACCCGACAGCUACAGAAGCGAUCCUUGAGUGCUUGCAUCCCAAGGUUUCUACUGACAUGAAUGAUGACCUAACAGCACCCUACUCUGACUCUGAAAUAAAGAAGGCUCUAUUUCAGAUGCACCCUUCCAAGUCCCCAAGCCCGGAUGGGAUGUCCCCGUUUAGGGAGAUUCUCACUACAGGCCAGAUAUCUCAGGAGUCCAACUUCACUCAUCUCACAUUGAUUCAGAAAGUAAAAGAGCCCAAGUCUGUCUCUGACCUGAGACCUAUUGCAUUGUGCAAUGUUGUUUACAAAAUUGCUUCCAAGGUUUUAGCAAAACAGGUUGAAGAGGGUCUUUCGGAGUUGAUCUCUUCUUUAGCCGAGCAUGGAGUUGUUAAGGGCAUUAAAAUGUCUCCUACUGCUCCUACGAUACAUCAUCUACUAUUUGCGGUUGGCAGCUUUCUAUUUGGUGAAGUGGCAGUUACAGAGUGUCACACGUUCAAGAACAUAUUGGAGACAUAUGCCAAGACCUCGGGGCAACAUAUUAAUCUCCAGAAGUCAAGUGUGGUUUUCAGUGGCAAUGUCAGUUUAAAUAAGCGCAAUGAGCUUGCGGCAAUUUUGGGAGUUGAGUGUGUCAAAGAGCAUGGUUUAUAUCUAUGGCUUCCUAUACAUGUAGGGCAAAAUAAGUCUGAUAUUUUUGCCUAUUUGAAGCCGCGACUCACUAAAAAACUUAUCAGUUGGAGGCCUAAAAUUCUCAGUAUUGGAGGUAAGGAGUUACUUAUUAACAUGGUCGCUCAAACUCCUCCUAAUUACGUUAUGAACUGUUAUGCUCUACCAAAAUCUCUAUGUGAUGAUCUUCAGCAGCUUUGUUGUCAGUUCUUUUGGGGAAAUUCGGAUGACAGACGUCGAAUUCACUGGCGGUCUUGGGAGAGGAUGUGUCUCCCAAAAGAACAAGGAGGUAUGGGCUUUAAAUAUUUGCACGCUUACAAUCUUGCGAUGCUUGCUAAACAAGGCUGGAGACUCCUUACUAAUCCAAAUUCUCUUGUGGCUCAAGUUUUUAAAGCUAUGUAUUGUCUCUAUGGUUCUUUCCUUACGGCUGACAUGGGUGAGAGGCCAUCGUUUUCUUAG
Molecule: messenger RNA, 2184 nt
Organism: Rosa chinensis
Lineage: Eukaryota; Viridiplantae; Streptophyta; Magnoliopsida; Rosales; Rosaceae
Exons: 4
Coding region: 1-2184 (727 amino acids)
Molecular function (GO): catalytic activity
Source: RefSeq, a predicted model, not a curated record